CUUCCAAAUCUGUACAGUAUGAUGAAGUAUGGAAACGUCAGUCUAGUGUCAGACUUCAACCCUCGUGUUGCUGUUGUUCUUGAUCAGAUGCGAGACAUUUUCAAGCAAUUGGGGGACACCCCAGAGGUGGGUGGGAAGAGAAGGCUGACACGUUUGCACCUCCACACCCUUGCAUUCCAGGCCAUCAUGGUGAGGAAGGGGUCACCCUGGCUAAACUCUAUGGCUGCUGCAACGAAGGCUGCACUCACGGCAAAUCGACAUGUGUGUGGCAAUACUAAGAUCAACUUGCAAAAUGCCAAAAUCCUCAUGGAUGAUGGCUUCACUCUCUCGCAAGAAGCAGGAGCGGGGAGGGUCAUGUUUGACAACCAUCAUCCUGUGGCCUGUUGGACUGAAGAUGAUGGCAAUGUAGAGGUAAGGGAAAAGUAGAGAUGGUUAUUAGCAGUGUUGGUAUUGUGUUUUAAUUGAUGGGUGUCGGGGAGAAGGUUCCUGUUAUUUUGUUUUUUCCUUUUUUGUCUUUCUCAGUUGUUUCCACUUCCUGUCUGUUCCUCUUCCUGCUCUUCCUUUUCCUCUUCUUGCUCUUCCUUUUCCUCUUCUUGCUCAUUCUUUUCUUCAUCUUGUUAUGUCUUUUCCUCCACCUGCUAUUCAUUUUCCUUCAUCAGUUCUGCUUUUUCUUCCUUCUUUAUCUUUUUCUUCUAGCUUUCCCCUCUUUCUUGUUGUCUUCUUUUUCUCCCAUGAUUUCAGCUUUUUCCUCUUCCUCUUCUUUUUCCUAUUACUCUUCCUAUUUUACCUAUUCUUCCUUUUUUUACAUACUCUUCCUUUAUAACUAAGUCUUCCUCUUCCUCCUCCUCCUCC
This is a messenger RNA of Penaeus vannamei (Pacific white shrimp), 852 nucleotides long. NCBI's taxonomy places the organism in Eukaryota, Metazoa, Arthropoda, Malacostraca, Decapoda, Penaeidae. The record is from RefSeq and is a predicted model, not a curated record.